AUUUCUAGUCCUGUAGUAGGCAGUUAGUGGGUGUGUGUGGUUGCCAUGACACUGAGGGCGAUGGGGAUGUGUACAUGUCAACCAAUUUCUGCUGAUCAGACCCGUUUCUAGAGAAAACUUCGAGUGGAAACACACUGAUAACAAUGAUGGAAAAUGACAGAUCUGGAAAAAACACAGAUGAGCUGCUCUCUGUAGAUGUGGAUGAGGAGGUUGAUGUUUACGGGGUUAUACCUCUGGCUUUGUCCCGUGAUCACUGUGAUGUACUACUGGACGUAAUAGACACACAACUGAGUCAUCUACAGAUCCACAGCCAAAGCAAAAUGCAUGGAGCAAACUCCACGAGAUAUGAAUUUCCUUUCUUGGGCUAUCUUGAUCGGAGUCAGUCUGUAAGUAAAGACACAGGCUUGUGGAGCACUGUUCCAACCAAUGAUAAAACACCAUCCAACCUUGACGGGACUCAGUCAGAAGGCAAAGAUGACAAAACAGAGCAUCAGACAAUGGAGAUGAUAAAGUUUGGCGUCGCAGCUACAGAUGUGUGGUGUCCUGAGGAAAGUGGCAGCUUGAGCUCCGUGUCCAGUGUUGUUAGAGACUGGAGAGGCUUCUUGGGAGAAAUGCUGAGGUGGCAGGGAUGGGAAACGAGGAGGAUGAUGUCACAAUGGACAGCGUCUGCACUGAGGACUUCUCAACAUGCUUUAGAGAGGAAAUAUUGGUCCUGCCAGCCUCAGAGGCUGGAUGAGGUGAAUCAGGAACUGGGGCAGAGCGAGGAGGACUGAAGGGCUCUCCGACAGAAAUGCACUGAGCUGAAGGAGCAGCUGGCUGAUACGAUCAGAGAAAAAGAACAAAUAAAGGAGAUCUAGAGUAACAAGUGAAGCGUUUUGGAGAGCUGGAGUGAAUCAUUGCCCAGAAGGAGCUGCUUUUGCAGGGGACCAAAGAAACAAAGGAAGCCCUUCUUCAGGAGCUCUGUUCCCGAAAGAGGAGCACAGCUUU
Messenger RNA from Cyprinus carpio (common carp), 987 nucleotides. RefSeq lists its product as uncharacterized. The record is from RefSeq and is a predicted model, not a curated record. The transcript is spliced from 8 exons. The coding region runs from base 144 to 773 and encodes 209 amino acids. Lineage: Eukaryota; Metazoa; Chordata; Actinopteri; Cypriniformes; Cyprinidae.